Molecule: messenger RNA, 2031 nt
Organism: Sus scrofa (pig)
Lineage: Eukaryota; Metazoa; Chordata; Mammalia; Artiodactyla; Suidae
Source: RefSeq, a predicted model, not a curated record
AGAGGAAAAUGUGCAGGGGAGGGGAAGGGGGAGCCCCGCUAGCGUUUUGGAGUGGGCUGUCAAAUGGCAGAGGGGAGAUGUGGCAAGGAUUUGGAAGAGGCCCACGGGAGAGGCGACCCUGAGAGAAAUAAGACCUUUGGUUUGAAAGGGCAAAAUGAAGACACCUGCGGGAGGGAAAGCAGCUGGUAACCCCGGCUAGACGCUGAGUUUUCUGCUCUCUUGAUUUGACAUUGAGCCUCAGUAGCUUCCAUCUCAUCUACCAACUCGCUUUCUAUCUACCAUACCUUCUGCUGUGACUCCCAAGGAGUGUCACAUUUAGACUAGAGGCUAAUAAAGAGGAUCUUCAUUUACAGGGGCAGCAGAAAGUCUCCAGUUUUAGGAUAAUUCAUAUGGGACACCUCUUCCCGAAAGGAAUUCAUUAAUACGUAACAUUGCAAAGGAAAAAGUAUUGGCAUGGUCUUCCCUGCCUCCCCUCUGGCCCCUGUUAGGGGGUAGCACUGGGCUGCUUGAUGGCUUGCUUCCUAAGGUUGACUGAAAUUUGUAUCUUUCAAUAGUUUUCAAACCUCAUCCACCCCCCGAAGAACCUUCGGGGUAUUAAGAAUACUACUGUCCCAAACGUAGAUGGUUCUGUUAAUAACACUGAAGAAGAUGAUGAAGAAGAUGUAGAAAGGAAGAGUUACUAAAAGGGAUCUAUGCAAUGGGAUUUAACAGACCAUCCAAAAUUCAAGAGAUGGCGCUCCCUAUGAUGCUGGCACACCCACCACAGAACCUCAUAGCCCAGAGCCAGUCUGGAACAGGAAAGACAGCUGCUUUUGUCUUGGCAAUGCUAAGCAGAGUUAAUGCCUUGGAAUUGUUUCCACAGUGCCUCUGCCUGGCUCCUACUUAUGAAUUGGCUCUGCAAACUGGCCGUGUGGUGGAACGGAUGGGGAGAUUCUGUGUGGAUGUUCAAGUGAUGUACGCCAUUCGAGGAAAUCGAAUUCCCAGAGGCACUGACAUCACCAAACAGAUUAUAAUUGGCACUCCUGGGACUGUCCUAGAUUGGUGUUUCAAGCGAAAAUUAAUUGAUUUGACUAAGAUUCGUGUGUUUGUCCUGGAUGAAGCAGAUGUGAUGAUCGACACACAAGGAUUCUCAGACCAAAGCAUUCGUAUUCAAAGAGCUUUACCCUCUGGGUGCCAGAUGCUCCUCUUUUCAGCGACCUUUGAAGACUCUGUGUGGCAGUUUGCUGAGCGAAUCAUUCCUGACCCUAAUGUGAUAAAGUUACGAAAAGAGGAGCUGACCCUGAACAACAUCCGACAGUAUUAUGUAUUGUGUGGGAAUAGGAAAGACAAGUAUCAAGCUCUGUGCAACAUCUAUGGAGGCAUCACCAUUGGCCAGGCCAUCAUCUUCUGCCAGACUCGUCGAAAUGCCAAAUGGUUGACUGUGGAGAUGAUGCAGGAUGGCCACCAAGUGUCUUUGUUAAGCGGAGAGCUGACUGUGGAUCAGCGAGCUGCCAUCAUUCAGAGGUUUCGGGAUGGAAAGGAGAAAGUUCUUAUAACGACCAACGUCUGUGCUAGAGGGAUUGAUGUGAAGCAGGUCACAAUUGUUGUGAACUUUGACCUCCCUGUGAACCAAGCAGAGGAGCCAGACUAUGAGACCUACCUCCACCGCAUCGGGCGGACAGGCCGCUUUGGGAAAAAAGGCCUUGCCUUCAACAUGAUCGAGGUGGAUAAGCUGCCCCUGCUGAUGAAGAUCCAGGACCACUUUAACAGCAAUAUUAAGCAACUUGAUCCUGAAGACAUGGAUGAAAUUGAAAAGAUUGAAUAUUGAAGACAGAACUUUAUCCUUUAAAAGUAUUCUGGUUUAUGUGAGAAUGUCCCAGUAGGUUUUGAAGGUAAUUUUUUAUGUUGAGCCUUUUCAACAUGAAACUGUCAUAUGUGGCAAAAUAAAUGUCAUGGUAGCCUUAGUUUUAAGACCUGAGGUCUUUUGAACUAAAUCGAUGUGAAAGCACUUGAUCCUUUUGAAUAAAAAAGCAAGAUUAUUUCUCAUUCUAA